This is a messenger RNA of Spirometra erinaceieuropaei, 570 nucleotides long. The record is from the annotation of a GenBank genome assembly. NCBI's taxonomy places the organism in Eukaryota, Metazoa, Platyhelminthes, Cestoda, Diphyllobothriidea, Diphyllobothriidae.
AUGGACCUCUUCGCUGCCACCUGCGACAACUUCUGCCCGACAAUCAACGCGGACAAAACGGUGAUCAUGCAUCAACCGUCAACGAACUUUGAAUACAACUCUCCCCAGGUCACUGUCAACGGCAACCAACUCCAAACCGCGGACAACUUCGUCUAUCUAGGAAGCACACUCACGCGUAACACAAAUAUCAACGAUGAGGUUGGCCGUCAGUCCUCCAAAGCUAGUCGGGCCUUCAGUCGACUGCAAGAAUGCGUGUGGAAUCGCCACGACCUUCAAAUGAACACCAAAUUGAAGAUGAACAAGACCGUCGUCUUGACGGCACUCCUGUACGGAGCGGGAGACUUGAAACGUCUACGCAGGCCAUGUCAGGAAGCUCAACUGCUUUCAUUUCGGCUGCCUCCGCGGAAUACGGAGAGUGAGAUGGCAGGAGAGGAUCCCGGACACGGAAAUCCUGGAACGAACCGAAAUUCUCAGCACCCACGCCAUGCUGAGACAACUGCAACUGCGAUGGAGCGAUCAUCUGCUGAGAAAGGACGACACUCGUCUACCAAAACAGCUUUUCUAUGGUGA